AUGGGUCCUUCACGAACAUUUAGCAGUGGCCCAGAAUUAGCAAACUUCGUGGUCAGCUUUGGUGUCCUGCACCAAUCCUUGGCAACAGUUCAGGACCUUCAUGGAGAAAUAAUCAGUCAAAAUGAACACCCAGUAAGACACAAAGUUUCUCAGCAACCAAACUAUACCAUCAUAGCUUUUUCUACUUUGCCUGCUUGUGGCAAAGACUAUAUUCAACAAAGAGGAGAUUUGGUUUCCUCAUCAACUCUAAAGAAGUCUUUUCCACUCUUCAAUUUUCUGAGCACCAAAACCAACCCAGAUUUCUCCAUUAACAAAGCUGCACUUGAGCUUUUUGCCUCCAUCAGGGACAGGCUCCCCACCUUGAAAUCUCAGAUUGACAAUUCCAAAGUAUUAAUUAUCACUGGAAACUCAUUGAGAGGAUCUGUUGCCACUCUCUUUACCUUAUGGCUGCUAGAAACAAUCGAUUUUUCAAUCACAAAAUGCCCACUUUGCAUCACUUUUGGUUCACCCCUUAUUGGCGAUAAUGGCUUGCAAAAUGCCAUAUUGAAAUACCCAGCAUGGAACUCUUGUUUUCUGCAUGUAGUUUCUGACCAAGAUCCAGUCCCAAGAGUCCUAAUUUCACCCCACAAUCCUCCUGCCACUGAAUCGGCUUCACAAACAAAUGUUUACAAGCCUUUUGGGACUUUUCUCUUGUAUUCAGAAUCUGGAUGUGGUUGUUUUAAGGACUCUCAAACCAUUUUGGAGUUGUUGAUGGCUACCUACUCAAAGGGUCUUGGAAAUCAAAAUCCUAAUCAAGUUUUGGAGCUCUACAUAAAGAUUGUGGAAUUUCUCAAUCAUAAGGUAAUUUGUGGGGAUGCCACAGGGUUGCUUCAAUGGACUACACCUCCACUAUGUGCAGGCAUUAUUAUACAACUACCACAAGGGCAGAACAAUGGCCUCGACAAUCUGAUCACAAAGAUAGAGAAACAAGAAAUGGAAUUGGUAAUGUCCAAGGGGCUGGGUUUUAAUCCUUCCAAAACGUUGAAUGAAAUAAAAAUAAAUAUGGCCUUCUUUGAAUGGUACAAGAAGUGUUUUAAGGAAAAGGGAAUUGGAUACUAUGAUAGCUUCAAUAAUGGAAGCUCCCAAACUGAUAUCGAGGUGGUAAAGUUUAAGACAAUCCUCACUCCUUACUGGGAAGGAGAGGUCGAUGAAGCAGAGAAAAAGCCCCAGAAAGAAGGUGCACCCUUUCGUACCGGAUGGCUCGGUGCAGGAACAAAUUUUCGACGUAUGAUUGAACCGCUGGAUAUAGCUGAAUACUACAAUAAGGGUCUAAAAGACUACAUAAACCAAGGAAGGCCUAAACGUUACAAACAAUUGGAGCAAUGGCUUAAAGAAACAGAGAAACCUGCAAGCAAUCUAAGUCAGUUGAAGAAGCAAAACGUGGCUUCUAGUCUAACGGAGGAUUCUUGUUUUUGGGCACAUGUUGAGGAGGCUCGAAUUUCAUGCAAAUUGUUGAGCAGCAAAGAAUCAAGUACUGGGGAGAACAUUGUUUUGAGUUUGAUGAAAAAGUAUGAAGUAUGUUUUGAGUACUGA
Quercus robur (English oak) is the source of this 1572-nucleotide messenger RNA. RefSeq names its product senescence-associated carboxylesterase 101-like. Gene Ontology annotation, molecular function: carboxylic ester hydrolase activity. Gene Ontology annotation, biological process: defense response; lipid metabolic process. NCBI's taxonomy places the organism in Eukaryota, Viridiplantae, Streptophyta, Magnoliopsida, Fagales, Fagaceae. The record is from RefSeq and is a predicted model, not a curated record. Bases 1 to 1572 code for a protein of 523 amino acids. The transcript is spliced from 3 exons.